Molecule: messenger RNA, 1406 nt
Organism: Chroicocephalus ridibundus (black-headed gull)
Lineage: Eukaryota; Metazoa; Chordata; Aves; Charadriiformes; Laridae
Product: butyrophilin subfamily 3 member A2-like
Exons: 6
Coding region: 167-1219 (350 amino acids)
Biological process (GO): T cell receptor signaling pathway; regulation of cytokine production
Cellular component (GO): external side of plasma membrane
Molecular function (GO): signaling receptor binding
Source: RefSeq, a predicted model, not a curated record
UUCCUACUUUCAUUCUUCUUCUUUUUCCCCUGGCCUCGGGGGCGGAGUGGAGCCUGGAGUCACUCCAAAGCCCAUAAUCCUGCGCCUGGAAAACGGGACAAAGCUUGGAGGUGUUGGGAGUUACCAGGUGCCUCCUGCAGAUGGUACCCGUCCGCUGCGCCCGCAGAUGGGGUUCCCCGCCAGCCCCAGGGGCCUCCUGAGUUAUUUCCUGACUCUCCACGUGCUCCGCCUGGGAUCAGCUGAGUUCAGAGUGGUGGGACCAGACCGACCUCUCCUUGCCACCGUGGGGCAGGACGUCGUGCUGCCGUGUCACUUGUCCCCACGCGCGGACGCUCGGAGCUUGGAGAUCAGGUGGAUCCGGCACCAGUUCUCAGAAACGGUGCAUCUCUACCGAAAUGGAGAGGACCUGGUCGGGGCACAGAUGAGGGAAUACGCUGGAAGGACAGAGUUGGUCAGAGAUGGUCUCUCUGGUGGGACCCUGGACUUGCGACUCGCUGGGGUGAGACCCUCUGAUGAUGGCCAGUACGUCUGCACUGUGAGAGAUGCUGCCUCUUAUGGAGAAGCUACAGUGGACCUGGAGGUGGCAGCCAUGGGCUCCGUCCCUCUCCUCUCUCUGGAGGCUCACCAGGACGGAGGCAUCCGGGUGGUGUGUGGAUCGGCCGGCUGGUACCCGCAACCGCAGGUGCUGUGGAAGGCUGCCAGCGGGCAGCGUCUGCCCUCGGUCUCCCAGAGACGUUCCUCUGACGAGAGGGGCCUGUUUGAGAUCCAAGAUGUCGUCGUGGUGAGCGGGAAGGGCGAUGGGAACUUGUCGUGCGUGGUGAGGAACAGCCGCCUGGAGCAGGAGCAGGCGUCGUCCCUGCACAUCUCAGCUCCCUUUUUCCACAACGCCCGUCACUGGAUGGCAGCUCUGGGUGUCUUCCUCGUGCUUUCAGUGGCGUCAUUUGGCGUCAUCGCUUAUCUCUGGCGAAGGAAAGUGGGGCUGUCCAGAACGCUGGGUGAGUCCUUCUGGCCCCUGCCACCAGCGAAGCCUCCUGAGAAAGGAGCCCCCUGGGAGGGACGUGGCUCUGGGUGUCUCUUGAUCGCCCUGUGGUCGUUGGUCUGGGUUGAUGGAGCCCAGAAGGGGACUGGAGAGCACUGGGGCUGGGAACGGGGCCCAGGAGGUGACCUAAGUCAUGGGGAGAAGUGGGGACCCGUCAUCAGUCAGCUUAAAUCAGGCUGAGCCUUAAAUCUCUGCUCAAGUCAGGCUUCAAUGCAGGGUGCCUGGGAGGGGUGGCUGGGGGAGAAGGGAGGCAGGGAACCUGCUCUGGGACCCACACGGUCUUUUCCCACUCCCCAAACACAAGGAGUUUGGGGUCUCGCCAGCUCUGCCUGCUGCUGCAGGAACAGCCAUGGGAUGAGAAGCCGUC